CUUUUAUGUAGAGCUAUUAGGUUGGCACUCUCAAUUUUGACACUUUAAGGUUAUGUUGCACAUGAACAACAUUGAAUUUCUCAAAUAAGUAUGUAUUGAUUCAAGUAUAUCCCUGUCUGUUAAUUGUUCAGUAUAUCAGACAAGAUUACAUACAACUCACUUUCUAAGUUUUCAACAAAAUUUUCUAACUGCUCUGUCGGUCUAUUUUGUAUCUUUAGAUUUGCCCAGGUGAAUACAUGUGAAAAACCGAGAAAAACAGCGAUUUAUUUAUACACAUAUAAUUUGAAGAUGUCAGCCUUGAAGCGAGUACAACAAUGGGCAACCUUUGCCAGAAUCUGGCACAUAUACAAUGCAGCAUGGCAAAAUCCUUUCCAUUCAUCAGAGUUGAUCAAAAAGUACCUAAUGGGCAUGCAUAAACCUAUCUACCACCCUAUGAAUGAUUGUGGAGACCAUGUUAUAGUUAUAAAUAGUGCAGAUAUAGCAUUACCUGGAGAUGAAUGGAAAAAAAGGGUAUAUUUCCAUCAUACCGGUUACCCUGGAGGCGCAACUUGGACAUUGGCUUGGAACUUACAUGAAAAGGAUCCCACUAUGAUUAUAAAAAAGGCUGUAUAUAAUUCUAUGGAUGGAAAUCUACAAAGAAGGUAUACAAUGCAAAGGUUGCAUAUAUUUCCAGAUGAGAAUGUACCAAAGGAACUUCUAGGGAAUGUUUCAAAUGAGAUCAGACAAUUGAGACCAAUGCCAAAAAGAUUGGACGAUUAUCCUGAAAAGGAUGUCAAGGAAUUUCCAAAAGUUAUUGACUAUCCUAAAGAUUAUGUUUUAAGAUAAGAGUUUGAUUAAUAAAUAGUUUUGAUUGUACACA
This is a messenger RNA of Acanthoscelides obtectus, 859 nucleotides long. The record is from the annotation of a GenBank genome assembly. NCBI's taxonomy places the organism in Eukaryota, Metazoa, Arthropoda, Insecta, Coleoptera, Chrysomelidae.